This is a messenger RNA of Aspergillus oryzae RIB40, 1407 nucleotides long. RefSeq names its product putative C2H2 finger domain protein. Bases 1 to 1407 code for a protein of 468 amino acids. The record is from RefSeq and is a predicted model, not a curated record. The transcript has a single exon. Lineage: Eukaryota; Fungi; Ascomycota; Eurotiomycetes; Eurotiales; Aspergillaceae.
AUGUCAAACGAUGGAUAUGACUGGCUUUUGAAUUAUCCACGACCGGACUUAUAUCACGUUGAUCAUAGAUAUGGACCUGCUUCUGGACCGGCACAAGGAGACCAGGCUCCGUAUCUCGGUGCGCCGCCAGCAAUAAAAGCUGCCACGGUCAGCCCUUCCGGCUAUUUCCACUCCCCAUAUCACCUACCUAACCAAGAGUUUAUGAGUUAUACAAAUAGCACCACCCAGUACCAGUCUGCCGCUCCCAUGCCAGGUUCUUACCAGGGACCACCACCUUACUCUACGCCGUCAACUGCUCCAGUGACCUCCCAAGGACAGGCCUCUCAACAGCCCCUCACUUAUUCCAAUACUUCAUGGAAAUCCACACCCCAAACGUCAGACUAUGGCCAUGAUACGAAAAGGCGCCGUACAGACACUUUUACACCAUCAAACCAGCAUGGCAUAACACCUACGGUCACUCCCGCCAUGUCGAAACCUGUCUCAAAAGAUAAUCUCUCGUCCUUUUCCUUCAGCCCCCGUGAUACUACAGACAAAUCAUUUCUCAAGAACCGCGCGGAUAUUGUCAAACCCUUAAACAAGCUAGAUGCUGCUGAAAAACUCAGUUAUGACUCGCGGACGAUUGCUAGAGAUGUGUUAAUCGCAGCCGGGCGUCAUCCAACGGAACCAGCAUUAAACCAUCACCUUUUACGCUUGCGCGAUGUUUUUGUCCAUGUCGAUACAUCAUCCGACUUGGAAACCUUUCGCUGGGACAUGGUCGAUAUGCAGCGCGUGAAGAAACCACGUGACCCGCCUCGGGCGCCGAUGCAAGUUUCCGCUCCGCCAAAGGAACCGUCAUUACACGGUACGCCCGCGCCAACCAUACAAACACAAAGCCAGCCCGUGCAACCACCACCUCCACCUCCACCUCAGUUGCAACACCUCAACCAGCAACGUUCACAAACCCCAGAACAAAUCCAACCACAGUCGCCAGUGCCGACGAAAUCACAGUCUGUGCGUAAAUUCAUAGUACAGGUGCCUACAAAAAGUCCAAGUAUUCAGUCAGGGACGAUGGCUGGGAGGAGACCUGGAAGGCCGCCGGGACGCCCUCCAGGACGCCCUCCAAAGAGCACAAAAAUCCAGGUGGUGGCUCCUCCCGCUCGCACUCCUCCGGUUUCUUAUCAGGUUUAUUCCUGUGAAUGGGACAGCUGUAACGCUGAACUUCAUAACCUGGAAAUGCUCGCAAAACAUAUUUACAAAGUGCACGUACCAUACACUCUCACCUGCGCAUGGAAGGGUUGCACCUGCGAUGACAAGUUCCCUGCAGCCGAACUGGUGAAGCACAUUCGAAAUACUCAUCUUGAAUCCAUUGCCUGGAAGUUGGGUGAUGGACCAUCAGUGCCUGGAACUGGUGAGAAAGCAUCUGGCUGA